Trifolium pratense (red clover) is the source of this 1894-nucleotide messenger RNA. RefSeq names its product trans-cinnamate 4-monooxygenase. The record is from RefSeq and is a predicted model, not a curated record. Gene Ontology annotation, biological process: lignin metabolic process. Lineage: Eukaryota; Viridiplantae; Streptophyta; Magnoliopsida; Fabales; Fabaceae. Gene Ontology annotation, molecular function: iron ion binding; heme binding; trans-cinnamate 4-monooxygenase activity. The transcript is spliced from 3 exons. Bases 198 to 1718 code for a protein of 506 amino acids.
AAACAUCACACAUACCAAAACCACAAACUCAACCUACCCCUCAAAUUAACCCCACCUAACCAAAAGCCACACAUGUUCUUUCAGUUUCACAUUUCACACUCACCAAAACCUCUCUCUAUAUAAACCCAACAACCACCCUCAACAUUUCCAUUACUCUCAACAAACAUAACAACACCACAACAACAACAACAACAACAAUGGAUCUACUCCUCCUUGAAAAGACUCUUUUAUCCCUCUUCAUCGCCGCCAUAAUCGCAAUCACAAUCUCAAAACUCCGUGGAAAACGGUUCAAACUUCCACCAGGUCCAAUUCCAGUCCCAAUCUUUGGUAACUGGCUUCAAGUUGGCGAUGAUCUCAACCACCGUAAUCUCACCGAUUUAGCCAAACGCUUUGGCGAAAUCCUGCUUCUCCGGAUGGGACAACGAAAUCUUGUCGUUGUCUCAUCACCGGAGUUAGCAAAAGAAGUCCUCCACACACAAGGUGUCGAAUUCGGUUCCAGAACACGGAACGUCGUAUUCGACAUCUUUACUGGAAAAGGACAGGAUAUGGUUUUCACUGUGUACGGUGAACAUUGGCGUAAAAUGAGAAGAAUUAUGACAGUGCCAUUUUUCACAAACAAAGUUGUACAACAAUAUAGAUUUGGUUGGGAAUCUGAAGCAGAAAGUGUUGUUAAUGAUGUUAAGAAAAAUAGUGAUGCUAGUGUUGGUGGAAUUGUGAUUAGAAGAAGAUUACAAUUGAUGAUGUAUAAUAUUAUGUAUAGGAUUAUGUUUGAUAGAAGAUUUGAAAGUGAAGAAGAUCCUUUGUUUGUGAAAUUGAAAGCUUUGAAUGGUGAAAGGAGUCGUUUGGCUCAAAGUUUUGAGUAUAAUUAUGGUGAUUUUAUUCCAAUUUUGAGACCUUUUUUGAAAGGUUAUUUGAAGGUUUGUAAAGAGGUUAAGGAUCGUAGGUUGCAGCUUUUCAAAGACUAUUUCGUUGAUGAGAGGAAGAAGCUUGAAAGCACCAAGAGCACCACUAGCAAUGAUGGACUUAAAUGUGCUAUUGAUCACAUUUUGGAUGCUCAAAAGAAGGGAGAGAUCAAUGAUGAUAACGUUCUCUACAUUGUUGAGAACAUAAAUGUUGCUGCAAUCGAAACAACACUAUGGUCAAUUGAAUGGGGAAUUGCUGAGCUAGUGAACCACCAAGAGAUUCAAAACAAAGUAAGGGAAGAGAUGGAUAGAGUUCUUGGACCAGGACACCAAGUAACUGAGCCAGAUCUUCAGAAGCUACCUUACCUACAAGCCGUGAUCAAAGAGACACUUCGUCUUCGCAUGGCAAUUCCACUUCUCGUCCCACACAUGAACCUUCAUGAUGCAAAGCUUGCUGGUUAUGACAUCCCGGCCGAGAGCAAGAUAUUGGUCAACGCGUGGUGGCUUGCAAAUAACCCUGCUCUGUGGAAAAAGCCAGAGGAAUUUAGGCCUGAGAGGUUCUUGGAGGAAGAGUCGCAUGUUGAGGCUAAUGGAAAUGACUUUAGGUACCUUCCUUUCGGUGUUGGUAGAAGGAGUUGCCCUGGAAUUAUUCUUGCUUUACCUAUCCUUGGUAUUACUAUCGGGCGUUUGGUUCAGAAUUUCGAGCUUUUGCCUCCACCCGGACAAUCUAAGAUUGAUACUUCUGAGAAAGGAGGACAGUUUAGUUUGCACAUACUCAAACAUUCCACUAUUGUUGCUAAGCCAAGAUCAUUUUAAUUAGUAUUCACACUAAUACCCUUUAUUUGUUUUACUUUGUGGAAUGCAUUUAAUUAUUCAUAAUGUGGGAAUGUUAUUAAAAUGUCUUAGGAGAAUAAUGUUGUUGUUUUGUGCUUGUCCCAUGUAUAAAACUUUUGAACAUGAAGUAAUGGUUUUGAGAUGAUUUUGUAACAAAA